CCUCACUUUCAGCUCUGUGAAUGGAUACUGAUUAACUCAAGGCAAUCAAAAUAAUCACCCUAGUGGCUGGUUUAGGAAUAGCACACAUUGCAAGGUAAUCCAGUGAAUCCCCUCCCCUUGUUCUCCAAUGAAUCCGGGAGCUAAUCUCCCUCUCCCAAAGAAUGUGAACAGAGAAGUAUGUAGCCUGCCUGCUACUAAUAGUCAUUCUAUCACCAUGUGGGGAACUAGCUUUAGAACUGCAGAAACACCAUGGGGUAGGACAAUGGAAAGAAUCUGGUUUCUUAAGGGUAUUGUUGAGCCACUGAAUCAACUAUUCCUGAAGCAUAUUCUACUCUGAAUUUUUAAUCAAAACUAGUAAGUUUUCUCAUUUAAGUCUGACUUAGUCAUGACCGAUAUAAAAUAGUAUAUUUUUAAUUGACCUAACCUUAUUGGGAUUCAGUCGUCUAAGGAAAGAAGCUAACGUUUUUAGAGCACAGUUCCGUGAGUUUUGUUUGUUUUAGAUUCCAUUUAUGAGUAGAAUCACAUGGUAUUUGCCUUUCUCACUCUGACUUAUUUCACCUAGCAUAAUACCUUCUAGGUCCAUCCAUGUGGUCUCAAAUGGUAUGAUCUCAUUUUUUUAAUGGCUGCAUAAUAUUCCAGCGUGUGUGUAUGCCACAUUGUCCCUAUCCAUUCAUCUAUCAAUGGGCAGUUGGGCUGCUUCCAUAAUGUGGCUAUUGUAAACAAUGCUGCAGUAAGCAUAGGGGUGCGUAUAUCCCUUCAAAUUAGUGUUUUUGUUUUCUUUGGCUAAAUACUUUGUGGUGGAAUUACUGGAUCAUAUGAUAUUUCUGAGUUUAAAAUUAUUGAGGAACUGGCAUACUUUUUUCCACAGUGGCUGUAGGAAUUUACAUUUCCACCAACAGUGCAUGAGUGUUCCUUUUUCUCCACAUUCUCAUCAACGCUUGUUAUUUCUUGUCUCGUCGAGUCCAGCCAUUCUGAGAGGUGUAAGGUGGUAUCUCAUUGUGGUGUUGAUUUGCAUUUCCCUGAUGAUGAGUAAUGUUGAACAUCUUUUGAUGUGUCUGUUGGCCAAGGGAAAUUAAUUUUCAAUAAAAAGAUGCAAUUUUGGGGGUGCCUGGGUAGCUCAGUUGGUUAAGCGUCUGACUAUUUCGGCUCAAAAAUUAAAAAAAAAAUUUUUUUAAGUAUAUAAUUUGAGGCGCCUGAAUGGCUUGGUUGGUUGAGCAUCCUACUUUGGCUUGGGUCAUGAUCCCGCAGUUUGAGAGUUCAAGCCCCACAUCCAGCUUACUGCUUGCUGUCAGCUCUGAGCCCAAUUCGGAUCUUCUGUUCCUCUUUGUCUCUGCCCCCCUCCCUUGCUUGCACUCUCUCAAAAAUAAAUAAACCUUUAAAAAAAUAAAAAGUAUGCAAUUUUUGUUACUGCAUUUAUGAAAAAAUUCAUUUUUUAAUUUUUUAAAGUUUAUUUAUUUUGGGAGAGAGAGAGAGAGAAAGCACGCAUGUGAGUAGGGGAGAGGCAGAGAGAGAGGGAAAGAGAGGGAGACAGAGAAUCCCCAGCAACUGACAAUGCAGAGCCUGCAGGGCUUGAACUCAUGAACAGUGAGAUCAUCACUUGAACUGAGAACAGUAAGAUCAUCACCUGAGCUGAAACCAAGAGUCCGAUGCUUAAUUGGCUGAGCCACCCAGGCGCCCCUAUGAAAAAAUUCUUUAAGUGGAUCUGAAGUUUUCAUCAGAACUUCAAAUGGGUUAGUGGCCCAGAAGAGUUUCAUCAUUGUUUAUCUGGUUGAUUUCAACUUCCCAACAUCUUAUCUUCACGACUACAGUCCUCUGAUAAGGGCUAAAGAAAAACAAAAUCAUUGAAGGUUACACAAAUAAACUGUUCUCCUUCUGGUAAUGGGGAACUAUUUUGUUGUAGACCAACCCUUGUAACAACAACACCAAUAACAACACUAGCAAGAGGAAGUUGGUUUCAAAGCAUUGGGGAGUUAUCAUGGCACUGAAGAUUUGAGGCACAUGAAGGUAACAACAUAACCAUGAACAUGAUGGAUCCAUGUUCAUGGAUCCAUGAACAGUGAUCAGCCAUUCUUCUUCUAAUUUCUUGGAAUUAGGUAAUCCCUAGAAUCUUGAGGUAAUCCCAAAGAUCAUCUGAAGAAUGACUUAUAUGAAAUUUCUUAUCAUCCAGUGGUAUUAUAGGAAACAACAAUAAUAAUCUCUUAAGUUGAAAAUAAUGAGAUGCUCUAUAUUUUGUAUUGUGAGUCUGUAGAUCAAAAAUAUCUUAAACACAUUUGUGUGGGAAAAUAUCGGAGUCUAAAUAUCUCUUAGAAGGUAGUGCUUGCCUCCACCUAUUGAUUAAGUUGUCUUUAUCUAAAUUCUUAAACAGGAGAAUCAAACUGGGUCUGCUUAGUUCAAUCAUGGACAGUAAUUUCAAAAGGGCAACACAGUGCUGUUUUCUUAAAAGCAUUUGUUUCAAAUUGCUGAUUCACUCCUGAUGUCCCCUUCAAAAGAGUUCAAGUCAAAAGGACAAUAUGCAUUUUGACUCUAAUAGUAUGUGAUUUUAUUUUCAAUCCAUACAAGUUAUUAUCUUUUCCAUUGCUAGUUUUUGCAUGACUCCCUUAUUAGACUCAAAUAUCCCAUAUUUGUCUGUACAUCUGACCUGAACCUACAAGUCUCCUUUUGAUCUAAUCUCCCAUUCUCCCUAUUAAUUUUCAUUUUGUUUUUUGUUUUGAUCCUGUUUGCCUUUGCUCAUAUCAUCUCAGCACUCUAUUCAAAGUCUUGCUACUGUAAUCUAGAAAUGUAUAAGGAAUGAAAAGAACAAAAGAAAAUGGAGCACAGGGUUGCCAGUGGUCAAGAGCAGAAAGUGACUUAGGGAGCACAUACUGGAGAUGGGCAAUGAGCAAAUAGGUCUUUAAAUUGAUUUUCCUAUAUAUAAAGUUUACAAAUUUUCUUUGGACCAUCUCAUACCUUGGGUUUGAGUUUCUUUAUCUCUGAGGGGAACUGGAGGCAGAAGCAUAUGUUUUAUAACCACUUCUUUCCCUCUUACGACUUGUUGUAUCUCUCUAACCAACCCCAGGGAGAAUUUUCUGGGCUUUUACUACUGUUCUCAAUAUCUAUUUUAUCAUUCACUGUAACUAUGCCAUCACUUUAAAAGCUUGUUGAGUACAGUAUGCACCUAUUCAUAUUAGGAUUUUUUUUUUUUGUAUUCAAGACUGCUCACUUGAGAAUGUGGAGAUAUUUGUGAUAUUAAUAAAGAGAAAGGUCUACAUUCUAGAGACUGUAUGUUUUGAAGGAUCCCCAAGCUCCUGAGUAAUUAGAAGAAAUUAAUGAAGGCUGUCUUUGAUGUUAUACCACUUCAAGCUCCCCCUUACCUACUCAGGGAGAUAAUAAAGAUGACUAACCUAUGCCCAAUAUUGGUCUUGAUGCAAUAAGAAUGUUUCAUCGCUUUGCAGAUAGAUUCCAGAAUCUUCCAUUUUGCAAUCAUAUUCCUGAGCAAUGUCUGUAGAUCUUUAUGUAAUUUCUAUAUUAACCCUUAUUAUUGAAGCCAUAUCUAGUCAAUCAGACUUUUGCUUACUUCUAAGACCCUCUUCAAUACAUGGAUUAAAAUUUACAUAAAAUCAAAUUUGGCUUGGGAGCACUUAAAUUAAGGCCUACAAAUAAAUUUCUUUUAGGGCAUAUGAAAUUUUCUAUUUUGCACACCAGAAUAGGAAUCCGAAAUCUUAUGUCAGGAAUUGACACAUAAUCUGAAAUUCAUGUCAAAGUUCCAAUGAGCAGUUUGGGAUAUGUUUCUCAAUUUCCUCUUAUUUCUCCUAGUAUUUUUAAAAUAACUUGAAACUUAUCCAAACCACAACUUCUUCUUCAAGAUACAGUUUUUACCAGAAGUCCCUUAGCCUCAAAAGAGUGUUUAGCAGUUUGUGUCUGAGCUCUGACCUCUUUGACUGAAGCAGAGCUCUGGUGACAUCUUCAGAGCAAGUGGUGAAAAAGAGCCUCCUGAAUCUUCUGAAUACAGAAGAUAAUGGUACGAGAAGGGCAACCUCAAGAUAGAGAGAAAGCAGUAUGGCGGUCCCAAGUAAGAUUCUGGUCUGUUGCUGUGAUUUCCAUAGCACUCCUCAGUGCUUGUUUCAUUGUGAGCUGUGUGGUGACUUACCAUCUUACAUAUGGCAAAACUGGCCAAAGGCUGUCUGAACUACACACACACCACUCAGGUUUAACCUGCUUCAGUGAAGGGACAAGCAUGAGAGGGAAUGUCUGGGCAUGUUGCCCAUGUGCUUGGAAGUCAUUUGGUUCCAGCUGCUACUUCAUUUCUACUGAGCAGAAUUUUUGGUCAAAGAGUGAACAGAACUGUGUUGCAAUGGGUGCUCACUUGGUGGUGAUCAACACAGAAGCAGAGCAGAAUUUCCUUGUCCAGCAACUGAAUGAAUCAUUGUCUUAUUUUCUGGGACUCUCAGAUACACAAGGGAAUGACAAUUGGCAAUGGAUUGAUCAGACACCUUACAAGGAAAAUGUCAGAUUAUGGCACCAGAAUGAGCCCAAUUUUUCUGCAGAGGAAUGUGCUUCAAUAGUUUUCUGGGAAAACAGAGGAUGGGGCUGGAAUGAUGUUUUCUGUGAUACUAAGAGAAACUCAAUAUGUGAGAUGAAGAAGAUUUAUCUCUGAAUGGAACUUUAUUCACUGACACCUUUAAAGUUAAGACCUAUCAUAAAAUGAUAAUUUCCUCUUACGCUUAUGUAUAAUCUUUGUCACAGAGGUUCGUGGAAGUAUUCAGAUACCCUUCUGCCUUCAAUCAUCCCUCUUUUAGUUUCCUCUUUUUCACUAAUGAUAAGAUGAACUCUUCCUUCGUUUUCUCUUUAAUUGGUUCUUCAUUCUUUCCUUUCUUCAUAUUUCUUUUUGCAAACACUCCUUGUGCCAGAGACUGUACUAUUUUGUCUGUUAGAAGACUCAUAAGGAAGUAACUUUUGAAAAUUAUAAAUUUCUUUCACCAAAAUGCCACUUAAAAGCCCUUUUGGCCAAGAUGGUGACUGGGACUGCAGUCAUUGGAAUCCCUGGCAAGAGCUGAAGGAUUUGCUUCCUAGAAAGUUCACUCACAUGGCAAUUUCAUAUUAGCUAUUGGUAGAAAGCCUCAGUGCCUCACUACAGGGAUCUCUCCUUGGGGUUAUUUGAGUGUCCUCACAAUAUGUUGGCUGGCUUCCACCAGAGCAAGUAAUCCAAGAGAGCAACUGAGAGCAGCAAUGUCUUUUGUGAUCUAGCUUCAAAAGCCAAACACCAUAAUUCCAUUGAUCACACAGACCAAACCUGAUAUAAUAAAGAAGAGGGCUGGGGCACGUGGGUGGCUCAGUUGGGUGAGUGUCCAACCGGCUCAGAUCAUGAUCUCACAGGUCGUGAGUUCAGGCCCACCUUGGGCUCUGUGCUGAUAGCUUGGAGCCUGGCGCCUGCUUCAGAUUCUGUGUCUCCCCCUCUCUCUGUCCCUCCCCUACUCAUGCUCUGUCUCUCUCUCUCUCUCCAAAAUAAAUAAACAUUAAAAAAAUUUUUUUUAAAUAAAUAAGAGGACUAUCCAAAGGUAUGAACACCAGAAGGUGAGAAUCAUUGAGGACAAUCUUGGAGUCUGGCUGCCAGAGUGGAAUUUCCUUAUAAAGAUACAAAAUGUGUAUUCCAAGAAGCAAAAUAAUUAAAAAUUCUUCUACAAUAAAAAUAUGAAACUCAUGUUCAUCAAAACACUAUAAAGAAAAAUUUUAAAAGUUGAACUGCAAGAAGAUAUUUUAUUUUAUUUUUUUAAAGAUUUAAUUUUUUUAAGUAAUCUCCACACCCAAUGGAGCUCGAACUCACAACCCUGAGAUCAAGAGUUGCAUGCUCUACCAACUGACCCAGUCAGGUGCCCUGAAGAUAUUUUAAAUACUUGUAACUAAUAUAGUAUUAAUACUGCAUAAGAACAUAUAAACAACUGUCACAAAUCAAUUAGAAAAGACAGAAUUUGGGCAAAAUAUUUAAACAUUUUACAGGGGCGCCUGGGUGGCUCAGUCGGUUGAGCGUCCGACUUCGGCUCAGGUCAUGAUCUCACAGUUCGUGAGUUCAGCCCUGCAUCAGUCCUGCGCUGACAGCUCAGAGCCUGUAGCCUGCUUUGGAUUCUGUGUCUCCCUCUCUCUCUGCCCCCCCCCCCCACUUGUGCUCUGUCUCUCAAAAAUAAAUAAAUUGUUAAAAAAAUAAAAAAAAAACAUUUUACAGAAGAGGAAAUACAGAAUCCAAUAAAUGUGUUUUUAUAGAGAUGCUCGGCUCUACUAAUAAUUUGAAAACUGUCAAUCCAGACCACAAUAAUAUACUAUUUCAUAUCCAUUUUAAUGGCUAACGUUAAGAAACAUAACACCAAGAGUUGGAAGAGAUGUAGGUAAAUGGUGAGCUUAUACUGUUACCACCAUAUCGGAAAAUAAAUAAAUCUACAUUUUUCCUAUGAAACAUCACCUAACAAAUGCUGUGUGGAGCGAGAUCUAAGUCUAUGAAAUGUGGGUACUGGGAUGAAGAGUUAUGCUAUGGGGAUAACUUUAACUAGGGAAACCUUCUGCAUUGUAUGCUUAUGUUAUUUAGGCACGUAUCUGGUAAAAGUGAAAACAAAACAAGGAUUAGAUAAACAUAACUCUCAAUGUAAUGGUUACAAUUGGAUGGUAGGCCGGGAUUGGGAGGAACACAUAGGCACAUAAUAGAGUUCCAGGUUUUGUGUUGGGCAGUGGUGUUUAUAUAAUAAACAUCAAACAGGGGCACCUGGGUGGCUGGAUUGGGUAAGUGUCCAACUCUUGGUUUCUGCUCAGGCCACGAUCUCAUGGUUCGUGAGUUCAAGCCUCACAUUGGGCUCUGUGCUGACAGUGCAAAGACUGCUUGGGAUUCUCUCCCCCUCUCUCUGCCCCUCCCCUGCUCGCUCUCUCUCUCUCUCUCUCUCAAAAUAAAUAAAUAAACUUAAAAAAAUUAAGAAAAAAACACGCAAAAAAACACAACAAAAUAAAGCAAGAAUAUCAAGAAGGUAGUGUAUUAUGAAUCUCCAAUUAUGAUUAAAACAUUUUUGUGGACCCAAAGUCCAAAUAUAAAAAUAAUGAAAGUCUAGAUUAAUGAAAGUUGGGAGUUCUUGACUGAUACCUUUGAAUUCAGGAUCACUUUGAAGCAGCAGUGGUCCCAGAUUCCAGAAGCUCUUGCUGCCAUGCCACUGUCACCACAAUUGUCUCUCCACCCACAAGAGGCCAGACACUGGAAUCCUCGAUCUGCCCCUACCAAUCACAUCUGGAAACGCAUCACUUAUGACCUUGAUUAUCGGCAGAAACAUCCGCAGGAAAAUCUCUCCUGCUUUAUGUUUACUUCCAAGUCUCACACUGUUUCAUCUAAUUGGUGGUGAAAAAUUUUCGUGAAGACAAUAGUUGGAAGGGAAUCUGAAUAAUGUAGUUCAUAGCUUUGGGUAAGUUUACCUGUACUGUAGUGUUUAAGUCUGUUUGGGCUGCCAGAGACUGGGUAGCUUAUAAACGGUGGAGGUUUAUUUCCCACUGUUCUGGAGGCUGGGCAGUCCAAGGUAAGGCACCAGCAUGAUCACAUUUUGGUGAGAGCCCUCCUCCUAGUUCAUAGCCUGCACCUUAUCACUGUCUUCACGUGGUGGAAGACAUGUGAAGUCUCUCGAGAGCCUCUUUUAUAAAGCAUUCAUCCCAUGCAAGAGGACUCCAUUCUCAAUACCUAAGCACUUCCCAAAAGUCUCAUCUUCUAAUACCGUAUGUAUUUCAACCUAUACAUUUUGUGGAGACACAAACAUUCAGACCGUAGCAGGUAGGUAAAUGUUUCUUAGAUGUUUGGUGUAGGUUUAUCCAUAAAGUUCUCCGGGCUUGCUGCCUAUUUAAGACUGUUUAUUUGGACUACAUUUUCCCCCUACGAUUUUUAGGCUUGAUCAAUUUAAUUUCUAUUUUCUAGAAAAUCAUUUAUCUCACCUUAAUUUUUUUUUUUUUUUUUUUUUUGAGCAGAGAACAUGCUUUAUUGAGGAAUAGAUAGGGAACGGCGCUGUCUACCACAUGUGGGGAAGGGUUAGCUUCGGUAAAGUUCCUUUACCCUUAAGAAAACCCCCAGUUGGGGCGCCUGGGUGGCUCAGUCCAUUAAGCGUCCGACUUCAGCUCAGGUCACGAUCUCGCGGUCCGUGAGUUUGAGCCCCGCGUCAAGCUCUGGGCUGAUGGCCCAGAACCUGGAGCCUGCUUCCGAAUCUGUGUCUCCCUCUCUCUCUGCCCCUCCCCCGUUCAUGCUCUGUCUCUCUCUGUCUCAAAAAUAAAUAAACGUUAAAAAAAAAAAUUAAAAAAAAAAAA
Messenger RNA from Panthera uncia (snow leopard), 8292 nucleotides. RefSeq names its product C-type lectin domain family 6 member A-like. NCBI's taxonomy places the organism in Eukaryota, Metazoa, Chordata, Mammalia, Carnivora, Felidae. Bases 3995 to 4633 code for a protein of 212 amino acids. The record is from RefSeq and is a predicted model, not a curated record. The transcript has 6 exons.